This is a messenger RNA of Penicillium alfredii, 219 nucleotides long. RefSeq lists its product as uncharacterized. Bases 1 to 219 code for a protein of 72 amino acids. The record is from RefSeq and is a predicted model, not a curated record. The transcript has 2 exons. NCBI's taxonomy places the organism in Eukaryota, Fungi, Ascomycota, Eurotiomycetes, Eurotiales, Aspergillaceae.
AUGAGAUCAAAUGACCUCAUGAUACUGCAGGCUUACUUGCUCUACCUUGUAAGAACCACCGUUCACGCCUUCUCUGCCCUCGGCAGGGGACGCAAUAUCGAUCCCCGAUCUCUGUCCUGCUUGAUUGGUAUCGCUGUUCGUAUCGCCACUCAUCUCAGUAUACAUCGAGACGGAUCCCAGACAGGCCUGUCAACUUUCGACACGGAGCAAACUCGGUGA